Messenger RNA from Vigna umbellata (rice bean), 853 nucleotides. Its product is annotated as glyoxylase I 4-like. Lineage: Eukaryota; Viridiplantae; Streptophyta; Magnoliopsida; Fabales; Fabaceae. The record is from RefSeq and is a predicted model, not a curated record.
AUAAUAAGCACACUGCAAGGUUUCAUCCUCACAAACACAAAACAACACAACACAAUUACACAACACUUUCCUUAACCAAGUCGGUGUUUGAGUGUGAGAUAUGGGAAAGAUAGAGAAAGGGUCACUGUCUUCUGCUUCAGCUACCCCUCUGCCUUUGCUUUCACUAAAUCAUGUCUCUUUUGUAUGCAAGAGUGUGAGUGAGUCUGUCAAAUUCUAUGAACAAGUUCUUGGAUUUGUGCUUAUCAAGAGACCAUCUUCUUUCAAAUUUGAAGGGGCAUGGUUAUUCAACUAUGGAAUUGGCAUUCACCUACUGGAGUCAGCUAAGAUUCCGGUGGAAAAGAGAGAGAUAAACCCCAAGGAAAAUCAUAUAUCGUUUCAAUGCUUAGACAUGAAAAUUAUUAUGCAGAAACUUGAUGCAAUGAAGAUUGAGUUUGUGACAGCAGUUGUGGAAGAAGGUGGAAUUCAAGUUGAUCAACUGUUCUUCCAUGACCCAGAUGGAUAUAUGAUAGAAAUAUGCAACUGCCAGAAUCUCCCUGUGCUUCCAAUUUCCUCUUGCCCACUCCAGCGCCACCCUUCAUUCUACUAUGGAAAAGAGACAUUCAAGGUAAACUUCUAUGCUGAAGAAUCUAAGUUGAUGAUGGAGAAUUUUAUGAUGGAUAUGUUGAAGAUUUCAAUAUGAGGAGAAGAGAAUUGUGUGAAUGCCUUUUUGUCUUGUACCAAAGUCCUCACAAUAUAAUAUUAGUAGUAAUAAAUCAUACUAUUAUCUUUUGUAUUCUCGUUUGUGUAUAAUAGACACGUAAUUCUCUCCUCUGUCAUCUCAACAAUGGAUUUCGUCGUCUUCAUUAUGUAUAAA